AUGCCGCGAUACGACUUUGACGACGGCACUGCCGAGCGUGAGCCUCUGGACAACGCUUAUCGCUCCCAUACCCCUAACCCCCCCGAACACUAUCAGGACAACCACUAUCACAACGACGCGCCGCAGCCCUACUACCCAGAACAGGACCCGAGACCGCAGCAGUAUCCCGACGCUCAUGCUGACCCCAGCUUCAACCACCUGAGGGCAGAGCGGCGGAACGAUCGCCAGGGUCCACCACCAGCUGCCGUGGGAGCCGUCGGAGGGGCCGCUGCCGCUGGCUACGCCGCUCACGCCGUUUCGCCUAUCGAUGCCACUCCCCAAGUCCCGCCUCAUCGUGACUGGGGCCCCGACCGCUAUGCACCUGCGCCGCAGCCCAAUCUCAACCCUAACAUCACCCCCGGCGCAGACAACUUUAGCGACACGGCAUCCGGAGGCAUGGCCGGCAUCGCCUACACGGUCGCCGAGCGUAACGCGAGGGAGAGCGGCGUCGAUGCUAUGAGAAAUGUCGGCCAGGCGCCGCCUCAAGCACGAGGCCAGUUCCAACAGCCGCCAAACGCUCCCCCACAAGCUUACAACCAACCCCGGGGCGAUGCCUACGAAAUGACGGCCGCCCCGCGCCCAUACCCAGGCAGUCUCCCGGACCGUGACUCGCACUCGAGCUUGACCGCCCUGGGAGGCGCAGGUGCAUCUCCAGCCAGACUAUCGCCGGCCUCAAGUCCGUACGGCUACAACGACUACUACAACGACAACCCGUACUACCAGAGACACCCCGGCCAUCUCGGUGUUGUGGAUCCCAACUCGAUCGCGGACGACGGCGAUGACGGCUUGGAAUAUGGACGGAGCAGGAGCGGACGCAACUCGAUGCUUAGCCUGUCUAAUAGCGACCGUACAGGAAGAAGCAAGGCUGCGGCAGCAGGCGCAGCCGCCGCAGGCGGCGCUGCCGCUACCGGUCUCAUGGCGAACCGCAAUGUCAGCGGAUACUACGACCCAAAAGACGUGGCCACGGGCUACCAGAACGGCAGCGCCGUCGACCUUGGAGGACAGGAGAAGUCGGAAUGGCUCAGGAACGAGAAGAAAUCAGGCAAGAAGUGGAAGAUCUGCAUCAUUGUAGCCGUCGUCCUCGUCAUCAUCGGCGCCAUCACCGGCGGCAUCGUUGGCGGCCUUGUCUCGCGGAGCAACCGAGAAGGCGGUUCAAGUAAAUCAGGCCAAGGCCAAUCAGCGGACGACGACAAGAGCUCCAACGGCGACCUGAACAUUAACAGCUCCGAAAUCAAGGAGCUCAUGAACAACAAGCAACUGCACAAGGUCUUCCCCGGAAUGGACUACACGCCCAUCAACACCCAAUACCCCGAAUGCAUCCACAACCCACCUUCGCAGAACAACAUCACGCGCGAUCUCGCGGUACUCAGCCAGCUCACCAACACGAUCCGUCUGUACGGAACGGACUGCAACCAGACCCAGAUGCUCAUUCACUCGAUCCAGCAACUCAAGAUGGAGGACACGAUCAAGAUCUGGAUGGGCGUCUGGCAGGACAAGAACACGACGACAAACGCGCGGCAGCUCGAACAGAUGUGGGAUAUCCUCGACGUGUACGGCGACAAAUACUUUGAGGGAGUCAUCGUGGCCAACGAGAUCCUGUUCCGACAGGAGAUGACAGAGGCGGCGUUGGGCAACCUCCUCGCCGAGGUGCGGACGAAUUUGACGGCCAAGGGGCUGAGCCUACCAGUGGCCACGUCGGACCUUGGCGACGACUGGACGGCUUCGCUGGCGGCCAAGAGCGACUAUAUCAUGGCCAACAUCCACCCCUUCUUUUCGGGAACCAAUGCCAACGACGCGGCCAUGUGGACGUACGCCUUCUGGGAGAACCAGGCCGGUGGCUUUUUCAAGCCGGACAAGAAAAAGAACGUGAUUGCCGAGGUCGGCUGGCCCACCAAGGGCGGCAUGAACUGCGGCGACGGCACAGCUGUCAACUGCCCAACGCGUUCGGUCGCCGGUAUCAGCGAGCUGAACGAGCUGCUCGACGAGUGGGUGUGUCCUGCGCUGGCCAACGGUACCAACUACUUUUGGUUCUCGGCGUUCGACGAGCCGUGGAAGAUCAAGUUCAACGAGAAGAACAAGGAAUGGGAGGACCAGUGGGGCCUGAUGGACGUUAACCGCAACAUCAAGUCUGGUGUCGUGAUCCCAGACUGCGGCGGCAAGACUGUGUAA
This is a messenger RNA of Colletotrichum higginsianum IMI 349063, 2208 nucleotides long. RefSeq names its product Endo-beta-1,3-glucanase. Gene Ontology annotation, cellular component: fungal-type cell wall; cell surface; extracellular region. The transcript has a single exon. Gene Ontology annotation, molecular function: glucan endo-1,3-beta-D-glucosidase activity; 1,3-beta-glucanosyltransferase activity. The record is from RefSeq and is a predicted model, not a curated record. NCBI's taxonomy places the organism in Eukaryota, Fungi, Ascomycota, Sordariomycetes, Glomerellales, Glomerellaceae. Gene Ontology annotation, biological process: cell wall organization. Bases 1 to 2208 code for a protein of 735 amino acids.